GUUUCUAUUAAUUACUGUAUAUGAAAAUGACAUAACAUUUGAGCACAUUAUUCAAAGUCUUAAGACAUGAUCAGCUGUGGAAUCACUAGACAUUUGAUGCUAUGUUUAUUAUCAGUUGUGUUGUCCUCUUUCAUCAAUGGCAUCAAUCAAUCAGUUCGCGAGUCUUCAUUUGAAUCAAUCUUUCGAUUCACAAAUCGUGUGAUUCAUUACAGAAUUCUUGAAGAGAAACAAAUGUCAAAUCCAGGAAAAGAUUUGGAAAAGAUAUACAAACUCGACGAUCAUAGCGAAGAACGUCUUAAAGAUUUUAAGACUCUUUGGUCGACCUCUUAUUUAAUAUCGAUAAUAACCGGUGCUAUCAUUGGUGGUUAUAUGGCUGAUAAAGUUGGUCGAAAAAAAGGUCUUAUUUGGAGUAAUAUCUUCAUAUUUAUUGCUGCAUUCUUCACAUCAUUCAGUUAUCGCUUCGGAUCAUAUGAGAUGAUAAUCAUCGGCCAAAUUCUUGUGGGCGCAAACAUAGGGAUCAAUUCAUGUUUAGCACCCAUUUAUCUAUCAGAAGUCAGUCCUAUUCGCUUAAGAGGUAUAUUUUCAUCUGUCUAUGUGUUGGGCACUGGACUCGCUCUAGUGAUCAGUCAAUCGGUGAUAACAAUAUUCAAAUUGGAAAACUGGGUUUACAUGUUCUCCUCAGUUAUUAUACCAUCAAUUUUGAUGCUUUUUAUUAUCAAUGAAUGUCCUGAAUCACCAAAGUUUUCCUUUAUCUUAAGAGGCGAUCAUACAAAGGGUCAAACGGCUCUUCAGAAGUUACGAGAAAAUUCAGAAGUAAACGAUGAGUUAUAUGAAAUGAAAGUCGAGUAUCAACUAAUCCAAAGAAGUCAAAGACUUGAAUUUCAGACAUUUCUUAACGAUUAUAAACUAAGAAACGCAUUACUCAUAUCAAUGACAGUAUCAAUGAGUCAACACUUAACGGGUAUAACAAGUGUUCCGUCUUUUGCCAAAUCUGUAUAUAAAGAUCUGUCUCUUUCCGAGAGAAGUCAAUCUUAUAUAUCAAUAGCACUGUUAACCAUCAGUUUCAAGAUAUCUUUAAUAUUUGCAAUUCUUGUUGAAAGACUCGGCCGAAGAACUCUAUUGUUGAUGGGAUUGUUAGGUGUGUUCUGCGCACUGAUAUUCCUAUCGUUUUGUAUCGCUUUAAGGGAAAGUCUGGAUGUUUUGAAUCACUUAAACAUAAUCACACUUUUUGUAUAUAUAAUCCUUUACUCUUGUGGUCCAUCUUUUAUACCGAACUUCUAUUUUGUUGAACUGUUCCGAACUGAUUGUCGAUCUAUCGGCGCCACCAUAUCAGUGGUCACUCUAUAUAUUGUUCCACUUAUUAUAUCCAUUAGUUUUAUAUCAUUUGAGACAAAUCUAGAGUCAUAUGUGGCCGCAGUUUUUGCAGUAUUAACAUUAAUCUUAUGGAUUAUCAUCUAUAAGACUGUCCCCGAAACCAAAGGAAAGACAAUUGAAGAAAUUAUUUAUGAACUCUAA
Messenger RNA from Oppia nitens, 1515 nucleotides. Its product is annotated as glucose transporter type 1-like. The transcript has 2 exons. Gene Ontology annotation, biological process: monosaccharide transmembrane transport. Gene Ontology annotation, cellular component: membrane. NCBI's taxonomy places the organism in Eukaryota, Metazoa, Arthropoda, Arachnida, Sarcoptiformes, Oppiidae. The coding region runs from base 67 to 1515 and encodes 482 amino acids. The record is from RefSeq and is a predicted model, not a curated record. Gene Ontology annotation, molecular function: hexose transmembrane transporter activity.